Molecule: messenger RNA, 861 nt
Organism: Scheffersomyces coipomensis
Lineage: Eukaryota; Fungi; Ascomycota; Pichiomycetes; Serinales; Debaryomycetaceae
Gene: VAM3
Product: SNAP receptor
Exons: 1
Coding region: 1-861 (286 amino acids)
Biological process (GO): vesicle fusion; Golgi to vacuole transport; intracellular protein transport
Cellular component (GO): SNARE complex; endomembrane system; membrane
Molecular function (GO): SNARE binding; SNAP receptor activity
Source: RefSeq, a predicted model, not a curated record
AUGUCAUUUGCCAACUUUGAUUAUGAGGCUCAAAAGCCAUUGGGUAAGAAUAAUAAUAACCAAAAUUCUGGGAAUCUACUACCUGAAAAUGAAUUAGAUACCAUCUUAAAUAAGACUUCUGUUCAAUUAAAAGGAUUCUUACAUUCAAUAUCUCAACUUGAUAUCCAAAGAAAGAAUAUUGGAACUAGAAGAGAUGGAUUGGCAUUACGUGAAAAGGCUGAUAAGUUAGCAUCUAAUAUGAAAGCAACUAAUGAAGCGAUUAAUAAAUUAGUAUCUGAAUUAGAUGAUUUGAUAAAUCAAAAACAAAGUAAUAAUAAUGAUAAAUUACAUAUAACGAAUAAACAAAUGGUUACUAAACAGCGAUUAGUUAAUGAAUAUCAUUCUUUGAAUCGUCAGUUUGAAAAAUCUUUAAACUUGUAUAACGUCAGAAAGAAAGAUAAUCCAUUACAACAGAAUCAAUAUUCAGAAAGAACUCCAUUAUUACUGAAUGGUCAACAACAACAACAUACUCAAGUUCAAGUUCAACAGCAAGUACAAGUUCAAGAUAUGUUAGAUGAAACAGAGCUUCAGGCUCAUAUUUUGUUAACAGAAGAAAGAAAUCAACAGAUUGAUCAAAUUGCAGGCGGGGUUCAAGAAAUUAAUGAAAUUUAUAAAGAAUUAUAUGGAUUAGUUCAACAACAAGGAGAACAAAUAGAUACUAUAGAAGAUAAUGUACUUCAAUUACAGGAUAAUUCCCAACAAGCUCAUAAGCAAUUAUUACAAGCUAAUGAAUUACAACGGAAAAAGGGAAGGUGGAGUUGCAUUUUACUUACUGGUCUUUGUAUCCUUGUAUUAAUAAUAGUUUUAGCGGUAAUAAGUUAA